GGCAAACAUUUUCUCCUUUAAUGUCUUGUGUCUUCAACCAACACAAGAAGCUUGAAGGAGAGUGUACAGACGCUUAUCCUAGAGAGGAAACUUCAGAAGACAUCAGAAACCAAAAUCUCUUGUCUCAAGCAAUGAGCAUGCACAAGCAGUCAGAGAACAUCGAUGACCCUCUGCGCUUGUCUGCUGUGCUGGAAAUGUUUAAGAAGCUUAAGUUACAAGAAUGGAGGAAGUGCUGGAACAGCUCAGCCCGUUGGUCCUAUCGAACUGCCAGCAUGAUAAUUCAGAAGCUGUUUGAUGCCUGCGAGAGAGAUACUGAGAUGAGAAAAACUACCAUACUCCAAACCCUUGGCUUUCCACCUUUGGAUUAUGCUGCAAACAGCUACAUACAACACGCUAACGUUCCUCUGAGAAAUGCGGAUCAAGAGCAAUUUGCAAAGACCUGCUGCAGAGUUUUCUGUCUGCUGCUUCUUCAGGACUCACCAGUUAAGGCUGUGUGGGACAUACGUGACUGCUCUCUGCAACAUGUAGAGCUCGCGGACCAGCAAGGCAUAAAGUACUUUAAAAAAUCAGAGCUUCAGAUCCUAUGGCCCUUACUGACGGAUGGGAAAAUUGUCAUUGAGAGAGGUGUAGUGUGGAAUGAAAAGUAACAAGGCUCUAAUGUCAAGCUUAUACUUAGAUGACCAUGAGAAGAUGAAAUAGCUGUUGUGCAAUUUGUUGCUUUUCUUUCUCCUAUGAGCAGCCUGCUUCUCAUAUCUAGUUAAAUCUUUCUGGCUUGGGACACCAAGAAUAAACUAUUAUUGACAAAGAACCUA
Molecule: messenger RNA, 812 nt
Organism: Coturnix japonica (Japanese quail)
Lineage: Eukaryota; Metazoa; Chordata; Aves; Galliformes; Phasianidae
Source: RefSeq, a predicted model, not a curated record